Paramormyrops kingsleyae is the source of this 3124-nucleotide messenger RNA. It is a transcript of the gene eogt, whose product is annotated as EGF domain-specific O-linked N-acetylglucosamine (GlcNAc) transferase. NCBI's taxonomy places the organism in Eukaryota, Metazoa, Chordata, Actinopteri, Osteoglossiformes, Mormyridae. Gene Ontology annotation, cellular component: endoplasmic reticulum lumen. Gene Ontology annotation, molecular function: protein O-acetylglucosaminyltransferase activity. The record is from RefSeq and is a predicted model, not a curated record.
UAGUCUGCAACGUAAGUAAAGAUUUAGCGCAUUUAAAUGCCCAGAGUUUUACUCGUGAGUGGUUUCUAAGUAGUGAAAUGCAGGAUGAGCCCCUGGCGUGUCUUUGCAUGCAUAUACCGCAGAUGAGCUUCAUGUGUGCCGGCACCCUGGAGAGCUUUCCUAUGCACUUUUCCACGAGAGAGUAUGUCGUUGCUGGGAGUACUGGGAAUGGUCUUUGCUUGCGUCGUGGUCAGCACAGAGGAUGACGGCCGCCCCCUGGGCCAGCAUGGGAGUGAAAUGCUGAACUACAGCAGUUUUUCUUUGCCGGAUGAGCACAUCCCAUACUUUCUUCAUAAUAACAAGAAGAUCGCAAAACUCUGCAGGGAAGACCCACAUUGUCCUUUCAAAGGUGCACUGCGAGACAAGGGGGCCUGCUGGGGCUACGAGAAGGACUGCAGUCCCGAGCAGCGGUUUGGCUAUCCCAUCUGCACCAAGGUCGAUACGGGAUGGGUCAGCUCGCUGGCGGCUGCUCAGGACGUCUUCUGGAGGCAGGCUGACUUCGGCUAUGUGAGGGAGCGUCAGGAUGAGAUGAAGACCUUCUGCAAGGCCUCUGAGCCCGGGGACUCCUCCUUAAAAUGCACCAGCCACAUGCGAUUCUGCAGGGCCACCAACCUCUACAUUGACCUCAGGCAGCCUCCAAGGAGCCAUGAAAGGUAUAAGGAGGACUUCCUACGGGACGGCGAGAUUGGAGGACGGUGCAGGCUAAACAGCAGGGCUCUUCAGUCAGCUGGGCAGCACAAAAGCCCCCUGCAGUCCUGGUACGCUGAGCUGCAGACUUACAGCAGCCUCCCCUUCAGUCCCCUAGCGGAGCGGCAGUGUGACCUGCUGGUGGAGAGGCCUACCAUCUUCAUGAAGCUGGACGCGGGCGUCAAUAUGUACCACCACUUCUGCGAUUUCGUCAACCUGUACAUCUCGCAGCACAUCAACAACUCCUUCAGCAGGGACAUCAACAUCGUCAUGUGGGACACUAGCUGGCACGAUUAUGGCGACCUGUUCAGCGAGACGUGGCGAACCUUUUCAGACUAUGAAGUCAUCCACCUGAAGAGCUUCGAUUCCAGGCGGGUGUGCUUCAAAGAUGCCAUCUUCUCGUUGCUGCCCCGGAUGAGGUACGGCCUGUUCUACAACACACCCUUGAUUGCAGACUGCCACAGCGAUGGGAUGUUCAGGGCGUUCUCACAGCAUGUCUUGCACCGGCUGUACAUUCCCCAGGAGGGCCCUCUGGAUGGCAGGAUUCGUGUCACGCUGCUCUCCCGGAGUACGGAGUACCGUAAGAUUUUAAAUCAGGAAGAGCUUAUCGGGGCUUUGAAGACCGUGCCUUUGUUUGAGGUCAAGCUCGUGGAUUACAAAUUCAAGGACGUCCCCUUCCUGGAGCAGAUCCGGACGACACACAAUUCGGACAUCUUUAUAGGGAUGCAUGGGGCCGGGCUGACCCAUCUCCUGUUUCUGCCGGACUGGGCCGUGGUGUUUGAGCUAUAUAACUGUCAGGAUGAAAGCUGCUACAGAGACCUGGCCCGCUUGCGAGGGAUCCGCUACGUGACGUGGCAGAGAAGGGACAAAGUGGCUCCUCAGGACAAGGGCCACCACCCCACUCUGGGAGAGCACCCCAAAUUUACCAAUUACUCCUUUGAUGUCGAGGAGUUCAUGCGGCUGGUCCUGGGGGCGGCUGAGCAUGUGCAGAACCACCCAAAGUGGCCUCGUGGGCCCCAGCAUGAUGAGCUAUAGGGCCCCUCCGCUAUGGGGCCCCUCCACCACGAGGGUGGGGGCGUAUUGCUGGGCAGUGCUGCAGCCAGGUGUGUAUGCAGCAGCGUGGAUUUGCACUCCUCUACUAUACUACGUGUGUCUCUGUAUGUAAUUGAAAAUGUUACACUGCAAACAGGGCUGUUUGGCUCUGAGACGAUUGGGAGGCCUGGAGUGAACUCUGGAGGAGCUCCAGGCUGAGACAGCUUCAGCCUUUGGGCUGAUCCUGAUUCCAGUGGAUCUCCAGGCCGGGACAGCUUCAGCCUUUGGGCUGAUCCUGAGUCCAGUGGAGCUCCAGGCCGGAGCAGCUUCAGCCUUUGGGCUGAUCCUGAUCCCAGUGGAGCUCCAGGCCGGAGCAGCUUCAGCCAUUGGGCUGAUCCUGAUCCCAGUGGAGCUCCAGGCCGGGACAACUUCAGCCUUUGGGCUGAUCCUGAUCCCAGUGGAGUUCCAGGUCGGGACAGCAUCAGCCUUUGGGCUGAUCCUGAUCCCAGUGGAGUUCCAGGUUGGGACAGCUUCAGCCUUUGGGCUGAUCCUGAUCCCAGUGGAGCUCCAGGUCGGGACAGCUUCAGCCUUUGGGCUGAUCCUGAUCCCAGUGGAGUUCCAGGUCGGGACAGCUUCUACCUUUGGGCUGAUCCUGAUUCCAGUGGAGUUCCAGGUCGGGACAGCUUCAGCCUUUGGGCUGAUCCUGAUCCCAGUGUCCCGGGCCUCAUCCUUCCACUACAGAUAUGGGAGUAAGUGGUAUAGUGAGAUGGGAGCGCCGAUGCACGUGGUACUUUCUGUAAGCCAUCUGCCCUGUGCUCCCGGGGCACUGGGGAGAAAGGGAGGGGCCUUUCUCAUGAUGUCAUGCUGAGGUCACCCAUGUGUCUAUGAGAAUGUCAUGGCAUAUGUUACCCUUCAGUGUCAAUGUCUGUUUGUCUUUUUCCUCUCUGUUGUCCCUCAAAAUGUGUAUUUUAUUAUUUUUUAUGCCAUCUGGUUCUUAAAAGUGGAACCUAUUUGUGCAGAACAUUUUUAAGAGAAAGUAUUGAUUAUGAUAAAUAUGCAUUGGCGUUUUUUGUUUUUGUGACCAGCCUAAACUUUUCUGUUGUGUGCUGUGAUUUAACUGCCUUAUCAGUAUUUAUUACCAAUGCAUGUUGUCAGUUUUGCUUUUCUAUACCCUGAUACCUUAUUUAAUUCCCUUUAUACACAAUUUAAGACACUAAUACACCAUAUAAAUCUAUUAAUGUAUAAUAUGGUGUUAAGUGGAUUUUUAGUGAAAUUUGUUUUAGCCAUUAGAAAGUCUGACGCAACAAAACACUUAAGUUGUACAUCUUGCUCUGUGUUUCAAUAAAAUAAUUUUGGCUCAAAGAAA